Protomyces lactucae-debilis is the source of this 615-nucleotide messenger RNA. RefSeq lists its product as uncharacterized. The transcript has a single exon. The record is from RefSeq and is a predicted model, not a curated record. Lineage: Eukaryota; Fungi; Ascomycota; Taphrinomycetes; Taphrinales; Protomycetaceae. The coding region runs from base 1 to 615 and encodes 204 amino acids.
AUGAAGAACAUCUUCCAGUCCACUGCAUUCUUGCUGCUCUUGCAGACCCAAUCGCAAGUGUAUGCUUUGUCAACUACAGCAUCCAAGCCAGUCAUAUGGAUAUUGGUGGCCAAUUGGCAAACAGAGCAGAACUAUGAGGGCUUCGGCAUUGAAGCAGACGCUGUAGAUGGUACGACGCAGCUGGUGUUUCAUGAGGGCCCGGCCAAAGCACAAUCACACGGAAUUGUUCACUUCAAGCAAUACAUUGCAGCCGGAGACAUGACCUUCACUCAGGGCAAGGAUUCGUUUCGUGUCUUCGUUGACAAAACAUCCAAACAGAUCUCGUUGGAAUCGACAAGCGUUGACCAGAACAAAGCGAAGCAUUAUUACGAAAGUCUGAGCUUGACACCCAAUGAUGUCCCGCAACCAUAUUUGACUUUUGAGUAUCCUCCACCCCCAGGAAGCAAUCAGACCCUUCAAAUCUCUCAAAGCUUCCUUGCCUGCCCUAUCGGCAAUGAGCUUGCGUUUACGCAGACCUACCUUUUGUACACCAAUGAGCCUUCUGACAAAAAGAACUCAGGCAAGUGCAAAGAUAUUUUUGUCAGGGGCCACAGGAUCGAUCAGCCAGCCAAGUAA